This is a messenger RNA of Chondrus crispus (carragheen), 1344 nucleotides long. RefSeq lists its product as hypothetical. Bases 1 to 1344 code for a protein of 447 amino acids. NCBI's taxonomy places the organism in Eukaryota, Rhodophyta, Florideophyceae, Gigartinales, Gigartinaceae. The transcript has a single exon. The record is from RefSeq and is a predicted model, not a curated record. Gene Ontology annotation, biological process: endoplasmic reticulum to Golgi vesicle-mediated transport. Gene Ontology annotation, cellular component: endoplasmic reticulum membrane; COPII-coated ER to Golgi transport vesicle; Golgi membrane.
AUGCACCAACAACAGCCGUUCCGAACCAUUGGGUCAAAAAUGGACGACCCUUACGCGUCGUAUGCGCCUCGCAACAUGUCGCCAACGAAUUCGCAAACGCCCUCACAGCAAAAUGGCUUCUUCAACGUCUCAUCGUAUGCCCAAGACCCCAUGCAUCAACACCAGCAGCAGAUGCCCCCACCGCCGCAACAAAGCCAGUACUAUUCCAAUCAGCAGUACCACAACACUGAUCAUGCCACCCCACCGCAAAACGCACUGCAGAGUUCCUAUUCAUCAAAUUACAACUUGUCCAUGUCGCCACAAGCGAGCCCCACCAUGACUCGCCUUCCCACCCCCCCUGUUCCUCAUCAAGACUUUGCCACUGUUGAACCGGCUGGCCAAGCACAGCGCCGUCAGAGUCACCAACAUUCGUCGUUUUACGAGAUGCAACAACAGCAGCAGCAACAGCAGCAGCAACAGCAGCAAUACCAAUCACAUCAACAACAGCAGCAGCAGCAGUAUCAACCUCAAAUUCCGAACAUGCAGUCCGCUGUUCCAUUUAUGCUCGCUGGUAUGCAACAGAUGGCGAGCAAUGGACCGGGCAAUGGUUUCAAUGCAGCCCUUGGGGCUCAAUUGUUUAAUUCACUAGCUCCUGGGGCAGCGGGAUACACGAGUCAGUUCUUUGGGCAGCAACAGGACGGAAGGACUUUUAUGCGCAUGCCAAAAUAUUACUUCGCAGUUAAUCAUCGUUAUGUAUUGAAGAAGCUUGCGAUCAUCGUCAUGCCGUUUGUACAUCGCAUAUGGUCGCGCCGGCGUGGCAUGGAUCCUGUACAAUUUGAGGGGUCCACCGCCGAGGGAGUCGCCACCUACCUGCCGCCGCGUGAUGAUGUCAACGCACCAGAUCUCUAUAUUCCUCUCAUGUCGUUUGUGACGUACGUGCUCAUGGUCGGCUUUGUCUUUGGCAUUAGGAAUGACUUUCAUGCGAAUGUCCUUGCCAAGUACUUUUCAAAGGGACUUGGAGUUCUCUCGCUGGAGGUCCUUAUAGUGAAGCUGGGCCUCUAUCUCGUCAAUGCCCGGCCAACUCCCUGGUUGGAUAUCAUUGCGUAUCGGGGCUACAAAUUUGUCGGGGUUGUAGUUGCGAUGGCGUCAUGGCUACUGAUGCCGAGGCUUUAUCUGCCUGUUUUGCUUUACGCCGCUUCAGCUAUGGCCAUUUUCUUGAUGAGAUCCCACAGACGCAUUAUUCUGCCUAGGGAUGUAAAUCUCCAGCAGACAACAGACCUAGCGAGGCGCAAUGGAUUUUUGCUGUUUUUGAGUGUGUUGCAGUAUCCAAUAUACUGGAUGUUAGUGCUUGGUCCAAGUCGGUGA